Messenger RNA from Cadophora gregata, 603 nucleotides. RefSeq lists its product as uncharacterized. The coding region runs from base 1 to 603 and encodes 200 amino acids. Lineage: Eukaryota; Fungi; Ascomycota; Leotiomycetes; Helotiales; Ploettnerulaceae. The transcript has 3 exons. The record is from RefSeq and is a predicted model, not a curated record.
AUGGACGACCCGGCUGGUCCCAAGAGCCUGAAACGCAAGGAAUCACGAGAUAUCAAUAGCGAUUCAAAUCCAUCCCAGAAGCGCCGUAGAAAUCACCCGGUCAUAGCCUCUACUUUUCGUGCCCAACGUCGUGUUUCCGCCACGCAAGUCAUCGACCUUACGAGCGAUAUUGAUCAUUGUGCUAUCUGCCCGAAUGUUCUUGGUCAAGGUGAAGAUGGAGUUUCCAGCAUGUUUGCCUUCACGAUCUGUGGCUGUAUCAGGUGCGGCCAAUGCCUUCGUGAGCUUAUCCCAGUAGACCAAGAAAAGGACGUUACUGGGAUCGAAGGGGUCUACUGCUCAAAGGAUGACCACUUCGAUCACGGAGAACAAGCUGCUUGGAGGAUAUUUGGGCGGGAUUGCGAGAUCUGCUUCAUUACAUCAGACGAAGGGGGUGAUAUGUGUCGGACACAAUGCCACACGUUUUGCUUUAAAUGCAUCGCAAUGUGGGUAGACGAAGAAGAGAAGACUACCUGCCCUUGCUGCAGAGUAGAGCUUUCGUAUGAGGUUUACAGCUUCAAUACUUUCUCGCGUGGGGUGGUCUGUUCAGGGGGAAAAGAAGCAUAG